Molecule: messenger RNA, 1310 nt
Organism: Cucurbita maxima (winter squash)
Lineage: Eukaryota; Viridiplantae; Streptophyta; Magnoliopsida; Cucurbitales; Cucurbitaceae
Exons: 13
Coding region: 1-1164 (387 amino acids)
Biological process (GO): protein deubiquitination
Molecular function (GO): cysteine-type deubiquitinase activity
Source: RefSeq, a predicted model, not a curated record
AUGUGGCUGAACUUGCCGUUAUAUCCUUGUUGUUGUUUAUACGAGUUCUGUUGUUUGUUUGAUUUUGAUUUAUCCACUCUUGAAAGCUUUGGAUUGGCAUUUUGCAAACUUGUCAAACAGCUACUUCUCUGGAGGAGAAACUACCAUUACUUGAGUAGUUGUGACGAGAAGAUAGUUAUGAACGAUUAUAAUUCCGAUGCCAGUAGGUGGGGUCUUCGUUUUUUCAAUGGGGACUCAUCCUAUAGUACCGAGUACUUUCAUGACAUGGCACAACAUGAUGUUAAUUUCUAUGACUAUUAUCAUGGAAAUCGUUGCAAUAAUGAAGUUAACCACGUGGAGAACGAUGAGAUUAUUGCACACACUCUUCAGGAGGAGUUUACCCAAUUAGAAAUCGCAGAGGCCUCGGGCUGUUCAAAUGCAGAAGAGCCCUGCCAAACAUCUAAUUUUGCGCUGGGUUGGAACAAUCUGUCCUCAAGAAACUACAGUUCAGAAAAUGAUUCGGUUGAAGAUGAAGUUGAAACUAUGGAGCCUUCUAGUUCAUGUUCUAGUCCAGGUCAUGAAGAUAAUUACUGUCCUUACGGGCAUGAGAAUCAAGUAGAUUGGAAAAUGGAUCAAAUGAUUCCAGCGCCUCAUGUCCCAAGAACUAAUGGUGAGAUUCCUCCAAUUGAUGAAGUAACUUCAGAUCAUCAAAGGUUGCUGGAUAGGUUGAAGGUAUUUGAUUUUGUUGAACGCAAGGUUAAAGGGGAUGGUAAUUCUCAGUUCCGUGCCUUAUCAGAUCAACUAUUUGGAACAUCUGAACGCCACAAGUUGGUGAGAGAAAAUGUUGUGAAUCAGCUCAAGUCACACCGGGAGAUUUAUGAGGGAUAUGUUCCCAUGGGAUACGAUGAUUAUUUGGAAAAGAUGUCCGUGAGUGGUGAAUGGGGUGAUCAUGUAACACUACAGGAAGCUGCAGAUUGGUAUGGCGUUAAGAUAUUCGUUAUGGCUUCUUUCAAGGAAACUUGUAUAGAGAUCAUCCCUAAUUUCCAGAAGAAAAAACAAGUCAUUUUCCUGAGCUUUUGGGCAGAGGUGCAUUACAAUUCAAUCUAUCCUCAACGGGAUGCAGCUGUGCAAUCAAAUGACUAUAGAAAGAGGAGAAGAUGGUGGAUUUUUGGAUCCAAGCAUUGAAACUCUAAGCAAAAGGAAUGUUCCUGAACUGUCCCCAUUUCAUGCCCCACUGAGAAUAUGAUGUAAGACCAGGUGGACAAUGGUGGGUCCAUUCAAUCAGUUUAGCCAGAGAAGAUAUUUAAAUUUAAAUAAAAAGAAAAAAAAAA